Messenger RNA from Drosophila takahashii, 1476 nucleotides. It is a transcript of the gene Debcl, whose product is annotated as Death executioner Bcl-2. The record is from RefSeq and is a predicted model, not a curated record. Gene Ontology annotation, molecular function: protein heterodimerization activity; protein homodimerization activity. Gene Ontology annotation, biological process: extrinsic apoptotic signaling pathway in absence of ligand; regulation of apoptotic process; intrinsic apoptotic signaling pathway in response to DNA damage. Gene Ontology annotation, cellular component: mitochondrial outer membrane. Lineage: Eukaryota; Metazoa; Arthropoda; Insecta; Diptera; Drosophilidae.
GGGAUCGCGGCACCAGUUUUUUUAGUGGUUUUCCUUUGUGCGUCUCGUUCGUGUUUGCUGCUCCCCGCUUUGCUCGCCCCUUUCGUCGCCGACUUUUAUUUUGUUUUGCUUUUGCUUUUGCCCAUUUUAUCAGAAUCGGAACCCAAUCCGAUUUCAAUCCCAUUUCAAUUCCGAUUUCAAUCCCGACCACCUCCAAAAAAGCGCAAGGUGAGCUGAUCACCGAUCCGAUCCGCUCCAAAACCGAGUGCAUAGUGCAUGCAAAGUCGCGAGGCUGCUGCGCUUUCGAAAUUACACAACCCACAUGGGGCAGCGCCAACAAAAGCCCCAGCAGCAGCAACAACAACAACAAUAGCGGGCAGCCAAGCAUUCUGCCACCGACCAUGGCCCCCACCACCAGUCCGCCGCCCAAGCUGGCCAAGUUCAAGUCCUCGUCGCUGGACCACGAGAUCUACACGGCGAAUCGACGCGGCACCAUUGCCACGGCCUCCAGCGACUGGAAGGCGCUCCGCGGAGGAGGGGGAGGAGGUGGCGGCCCUGGAACCCAUCCCUCCAACGGACGUUCCCUUCACGCCGGCGGAGCCAUGACCAGGGCCGCCUCCACAUCCUCACUGGCCAGCAGCACGCGCACCAUGACCAACUACCAGGAGUACAAGAUGGAGAUUAUCAACCAGGGCAAAUGCCUGUGCGGCCAAUACAUCAGAGCCCGGUUGCGACGGGCUGGAGUCCUUAACCGGAAGGUGACACAGCGGCUGCGCAACAUCCUGGAUCCCGGAUCCUCGCACGUGGUCUAUGAGGUUUUUCCCGCCCUGAAUAGCAUGGGGGAGGAACUGGAGCGCAUGCAUCCGCGGGUAUACACAAACAUAUCGCGCCAGCUGUCGAGGGCGCCGUUCGGUGAGCUGGAGGACGGCGACAUGGCGCCCAUGCUGCUCAACCUGGUGGCCAAGGAUCUGUUCCGCUCCAGCAUCACCUGGGGCAAGAUAAUCUCAAUCUUCGCCGUCUGCGGCGGCUUCGCCAUCGACUGCGUGCGCCAAGGUCACUUCGACUACCUGCAGUGCCUGAUAGACGGGCUGGCUGAGAUCAUAGAGGACGACCUGGUCUACUGGCUGAUCGACAACGGCGGCUGGCUGGGCCUGUCGCGGCACAUCCGACCGCGGGUCGGCGAGUUCACGUUCCUGGGCUGGCUAACGCUGUUCGUGACCAUCUCGGCGGGCGCCUAUAUGGUUUCGAACGUGUGUAGGCGCAUCGGUGGCCACCUGUAUUCGCUGAUCUUCUAGAAUUGCCCCGGAACGCUCCGUUUUAGAUGUAUAUUCGUACCAUUUAGUCAGUGAGAGCUUCGAAUCAUUCCUGCUUCCAUGGACACCGAGUCGUGUAGUAGUCUGUAGUGCACCUUGUUUUAACUAUAAUAUUGUUAUCCUGUUUCUUCUCUUUGUACAUACAAGGCUAACCUAGGCGCAAUAAAGCGUGUGUUUAAAACUA